AUGACAACCAACACGAUCAUAUUCACAACAACUAAGUCUAUUUUAAGUAGUCUCGGUGACAUUUUCAGAGAAACAACAUUGCAAAAAAGUACGACGGAUAAUAUAGUUCUUAUAGUAACGUCUGAUGGUACUACGGCUCCGCAGCAAAAUUCUACUGAUGUGAUUCGGACAUCAAACCUUGACGAGGAGAACAUUAAACGUCUGCUAAAGAUAGAAAACGCAUUCGAAGCUGAAGCGCUAACGCCGAUAACCGUUUAUCUAAUCCUUCUAAUGAUAACGGGUGUUAUUGGAAAUACUAUUGUCUUGUAUAUCUACAAAUUCAGGUUCAAAAGGUCAACACCGAGAAUAUUCAUUCUGAGUCUCGCUGCGUUUGAUUUGAUCACGUGUAUUUUAGGGAUGCCAUACCAUAUCUUAGACAUGAUUUAUCCUUAUCUGUUUGUAUGGGACACCGCUUGCAAAGUUCUAAGUUUUGCUCUUACAUUUACGAUUUUGGCAUCUAUAUUUAUACUGGAUCUCAUCGCAAUUGAUCGAUACAGGAAAAUUUGUAGACCGUUUAAAAAGCAGCUUUCUGGUAUAGGAUCAAAGAAUAUGAGUUGGGUGACUGUUCUUAUAGCAAUAAUCUCUGCCAUUCCAAUGCUUCUAAUCUAUGGCACCGCUGAAGUCCCAACCGCUAGGAAUCCAAAUAUAACAGGAAAGGCAUGCUACGUCUCAGAUGACUAUAUCGAAUCUUACUUCCCAUUAAUCUACGAUUCUUUCACUUUCUUGAUUUUUAUCGUAUCAGUUUUUAUACUAGUCGGAUUUUAUAGCAAAGUCGGUGUUACAAUUUGGAAGCGUAGGAAAUUUAACGAGUCAAAUGAAUCAAAAAGAUCCGGUUCCGGUCAAAGCACGCCAAAAACAUCGAUCAUACAACUGAACGUCAUUACAGAUGAAGCUAAAGAAGGUGGUAAUGUUCAAAUAUUUGAUUCAAAUUCUUUGGUCACGGCACCAAAAGAUUCACCUUUACCAUACAGAUCGACAACGUCUGAUCCAAAGAAAGAAAGGAUGAACCGUAAAGCACUGCGGUUGAUGUCUAAACCUUCAAGUACUGCUCACGAUUCUUCUACAAUUGAUCACAGGUCUACACGGUCCAAUAAAUCUUCGCACAGACUUCAUGUGACAAAGAAAGAGAAGAGAAUACUGAGAAUAACAGGCAUGUUGUUUGUUAUAACAUUGAUUUUUAUUAUAAGUUUCCUCCCUUAUCUGUGUAUAGAAAUUGUGAACGGUUUGAAUGAUGAAUUUUGGGAUGAAAAGAGCAUCUCGGAAAUUAUCUUUUUCAAUCUUCUUAUGAGGACAUACUUUAUCAACAGUAUGAUAAAUCCUAUAAUCUACUGGUUCCUGGAUCACAAAUUUAAAGAGGAGGUUAUCAGACUAUUUAAUGACAUGAAAAGUUGUAAAGCAUCUACUCGAUUCGGACAAAAAAGCUUCCAUUCGUAACAUGCAUGUGAAUAUCUAUUCUAGAAGUAUACCAGAAGGUAUAACACAUUGUCAGAGGAAUUGUAUGACAUUAAAUCAAUCUUAAUCACAUUCGCAUGAUUAGAAUUUUAUUUCAACUAAUUUAUCAAUUUUUAUUUUAUUAACUUUUUCAAUUCUAAUACAUCCCUGGCUUUCAAAUAUUUUGCUUUCAGUGUUCCUGGUGAAGGUUAAUACAGAAAUUCGCUUCGAACGCAUGGAAUUUAUAACGUGUUGUUUUCAUUUUUUAUCAAAGUUUUUUACUAUAUCUAUUGUGUAUAUCAUUUUAUAUCACUGUAAAUCACCAAUGAAUUAAUAUUGUAGUUUUGUAUAAAGUCGUACAUGAUA
Molecule: messenger RNA, 1836 nt
Organism: Mytilus trossulus (common blue mussel)
Lineage: Eukaryota; Metazoa; Mollusca; Bivalvia; Mytilida; Mytilidae
Product: cholecystokinin receptor type A-like
Exons: 1
Coding region: 1-1473 (490 amino acids)
Biological process (GO): neuropeptide signaling pathway
Cellular component (GO): plasma membrane
Molecular function (GO): neuropeptide receptor activity
Source: RefSeq, a predicted model, not a curated record